UCGGGUUUGAGACACCGUGCAAUUGUAAUAUUCUCUCUUCUCAUACGCGUUGCGUUCCUUUUGGUUACCCAAACCAAACCUAAGCCUCGGAACCAAAAGCUAGCUAGGGUUCAUCAUCCUGCUCCAACCUUCUCUUUUCUUUCUCCAAUUGGAACAAGGUUGUGAUAAUAUUUAGAAAUUGUAACUGUUGGAGUGAGUGAUAGAUUAGACAUUGUGACUCAUCAUGGAGUUACAGACUUCUGGCAGGCCGAUUGAGUCCUUGCUAGAGAAAGUCCUUUGCAUGAAUAUCAUGUCAUCUGAUUACUUCAAAGAGCUUUAUCGGUUGAAAACGUACCAUGAAGUUAUUGAUGAGAUAUACAAUCAAGUUGAUCAUGUGGAGCCUUGGAUGACCGGGAACUGUCGCGGUCCUUCGACUGCUUUCUGUCUGCUUUUCAAGUUUUUCACUAUGAAGCUUACUGUCAAGCAGAUGCAUGGCCUGCUGAAACAUCCUGAUUCCCCUUACAUAAGAGCGGUUGGAUUUCUCUAUCUGAGAUAUUAUGCUGAUCCGAAGACUCUGUGGAACUGGUUUGAGCCAUAUGCAAAAGAUGAUGAGGAGUUUUCUCCUGGAUCUAAUGGACGGAUGACUACGAUGGGUGUAUAUAUCCGUGAUUUGCUCCUUGGACAGUACUACUUCGACACACUUUUUCCCCGCAUCCCAGUUCCUGUAAUGCGUCAGGUUGUGGCAAAUCUUGAAAAGUUGAAGCUCCCUACUACACACUGUGGUACAACAGGGGAAACCACCCGUCAUGGAUCUGACGACACUGCUCGUAGACCACCUUCUGUGAAAGCUGCCCUUUCAGUCUCUUUUGGUCAGCGUGCGCCACAUCGAGCCUCCACAAGGGAUUCUUCACCCAUUCGUCGUACAGUACCUCCUCAUGAAAAAAAUGGCACUGAUGACAUAAGACGAUCUCCCAGUAAUCGCCGCAGUCAGAGCCGUGAAUAUCCUGAAAGGGAUAGAGACAGGGAGCGGUCACGCUCCAGGGACCGGGAAAGGGACCGGGAACGUGAAAGGGACAGGGAACGCGACAGGGACAGAUAUUAUGACCGAAAUAGGAACAAGGACCGAGAUGCUGAAAGAUACAGGGAUCGGGACCGGGAUAGGGAUCACGAGAGAGACAGAACCAGGAGGGAGAGGGACAGAGAGAGGAGUUAUGAUUAUGAUAAGAGGUCUAAGUACGCAGAGAGAGAAAGUAGCCGGGAUUACGACAGCAGCAUUGGCAAUGGUAGUAGGCAUUAUCGAAGUAGGAGUCGAAGUAGAAGUAGGAGCAGGAGCCGAAGUCAGAGCCAAGUUGGAACCGCACGAUAUGACUCGCGUUCUAGUCCACCUAGAGAUGUAAGUAAGAAGACUUCUGCAUCAAGUAAUCUAGCUAAACUUAAAGAUUUGUAUGGUGAUUUAGGCGAUAGUAAAGGAGAUGCCAACAUGGAAAGAAUUCCUAGAAGGAAUAAUGGCGGCGAAGAGGUUAUUAGACUUGGUGGCUCUUCUUGGAAGUAUUGACUGAUAUCACAUAAUGCUUGUACCGGAUGUUGGAAAGCUUUUUCAUUGAGAAAAUCAUAUUGGAUAUUGACUUUUCAUCGCCUUUUAUUAUCACUUUGUUGACAUAAGUUAUAGGUUGAUGAUGCUAUCUAUAUUAGCAUAUAUAGAUGAUGUAUACUAAAAUUUAUUUAUGUUACAUUGAAUUUCCUGCUUUGUAAUUGCAAUUUUAGACUUAAUGAUCAUUCUGUGGAGACCUGUUGUACCAUGCUUCUAUUGUUCAGUUGAAACCAAGUUAUUAUAUAGACUUAACCAA
This is a messenger RNA of Vicia villosa (hairy vetch), 1826 nucleotides long. Its product is annotated as pre-mRNA splicing factor SR-like 1. The record is from RefSeq and is a predicted model, not a curated record. Gene Ontology annotation, cellular component: precatalytic spliceosome. Bases 224 to 1534 code for a protein of 436 amino acids. NCBI's taxonomy places the organism in Eukaryota, Viridiplantae, Streptophyta, Magnoliopsida, Fabales, Fabaceae. The transcript has 5 exons.